Pseudogymnoascus destructans is the source of this 1374-nucleotide messenger RNA. RefSeq names its product cytosolic Fe-S cluster assembly factor nbp35 (gene NBP35). Gene Ontology annotation, cellular component: cytosol. Gene Ontology annotation, molecular function: 4 iron, 4 sulfur cluster binding; ATP binding; ATP-dependent FeS chaperone activity. NCBI's taxonomy places the organism in Eukaryota, Fungi, Ascomycota, Leotiomycetes, Thelebolales, Thelebolaceae. The transcript has a single exon. The record is from RefSeq and is a predicted model, not a curated record. Gene Ontology annotation, biological process: iron-sulfur cluster assembly. The coding region runs from base 71 to 1105 and encodes 344 amino acids.
CAGCAUCUCUCACCAACUUCACCUCGCCAACAACACCCAUGCUGGGCGAUUUCGAUUCAUCAUAUACACCAUGUCGCCGUCAUUAGAAGAACCUACCGCCAGCGAUGUCCUCGAUGUCAUAAAAAACCCACUCAAGGCCGCGCCACAGCUAGUCGCCCCAGAGCCAGAACACUGUGUAGGCCCCGAGUCCGAACAAGCCGGCACCGCAGAUUCCUGCGCGGGUUGCCCUAACCAAGCCAUCUGCGCCUCUGCACCGAAGGGUCCUGAUCCCGAUAUACCUCUAAUAACGGCGCGCCUUGCAUCCAUAUCACAUAAAAUCCUCGUCCUCAGUGGCAAGGGCGGCGUGGGCAAGUCCACCUUCACCACCCUCCUAGCGCACGCCUUCGCGCGCAACCCCGCCUCCACAGUCGGCAUCAUGGAUACAGAUAUAUGUGGACCCUCGAUCCCCAAAAUGAUGGGCGUGGAAACCGAGACUAUCCACGUCAGUUCCUCUGGCUGGAGUCCGGUCUGGGUCGCCGACAACCUCGCCGUCAUGUCUGUCCAGUUCAUGCUUCCUUCCCGCGACGAUGCUGUUAUCUGGCGCGGUGCAAAGAAGAACGGAUUAAUCAAGCAAUUCCUCAAGGACGUCGAGUGGGGCCCCAUGGAUUUCCUACUUGUGGAUACUCCGCCAGGAACAUCCGAUGAGCAUCUCAGCGUCAAUGCAUUCCUCAAGGAGAGUGGCGUGGAUGGCGCGGUUGUGGUCACCACGCCACAGGAAGUUGCGCUCCUGGAUGUGCGUAAAGAGAUCGAUUUCUGCCGUAAGGCAGGCAUCAAGGUCUUGGGGCUCGUGGAGAAUAUGUCGGGGUUCGUGUGCCCAAAGUGCACGCACGAGAGUCAGAUCUUCCAGGCGACGACUGGAGGAGGACUCGCGCUGGCAAAGGAGAUGGGCAUUCCAUUCCUUGGGUCCGUGCCACUGGAUCCGCGAAUCGGAAUGAGUUGUGAUUACGGAGAGAGCUUCUUCGAUGCCUAUCCAGAGAGCCCGGCUUGUGAGGCAUUGAAGGGUGUUGUCAGGAGGGUAGGAGAGGAGGUCGGGUUAGACGCGAAGGAUGUCUUGUCUGAGGAUUGAAAGAUGAACAUUUUAGCCAACGGCUGUGAGGCCGUCGACAGGAGCUCACAAGUACGAUAACGGGCCGCUCACUUCAAGACAAGGGCAGAGAAAUGGCCAAUCCGUUAGACGGAUCAGGGCCAAAGGAUAGAAUUCCCCAAGCCAAGUCAAGUUGAGCCACAAUAUACCCCACAGGUGCCAUAUACACGUUCAUAGAACCAGUUAUUGCAUCACUUACUGCUGAGCAUGAGUUAGUCAAGAAUCAAGAAAUAUACCAAUAUUAUCCGUGC